UACCAGCCCUGGUAGCACAAUCGAUAUGCUGAUAGAAUUUAGGGAGUUUUGUUUUCAGAUUAGCCUUAGCCACAGAUUUCCCCCUGUCUGACCCGGGAUUCGAACUGGCAAACCUCCAGGUGGCUCACCGCCCAGAAGGUUAUUUUCUCCAGUCAAUGCUCCAUCCAGUUACUGCUACAGGAUAUGAGUUUAUCCCCAAUAGGCCUAUCAACUAUGGGGAGAUCCCGCUGAAUUGGUAAACCUUGGGAAACUAGUGGAAUGACACUGACAACACCAUAUGAUCAACCGAUUAGAUCACAGGUGUCAAACUCAUUCCAUGGAGGGCUGAGUGUUUUCUCUCCUCUAUUGUACUUGAUUGAUGAAUCAAGGUCACUAUUUAGUAAGGAACUCCCAACACCUGGUUAUCUAUUGCUUAAUUGAAAGUAAAAAAACUGCAGACACUAAACCCUCCAUGAAAUGAGUUUGAAAUCCCUGGAUUAGAUCACAUGCAAACCUUUUUUUCCUCACAACUUCCUGGUGCCAAAUGCGCUCUAUGCAGAAUUCGAGGAUUGCGUGUCAUUUUGCCAUCUCUAGCAGCGUUUGUGCUAGUCCUAAAUUCAAAUCAGAAAAAAAACAUUUGGCAUCGUUGACAUACUAGAUUAAUCCAUAGCCUAAACCGGGGUAAAACAGGAAUUCUAACAUUAAGUGAAUUAAAUCAAUCAUAUAUGCCUUAAUUAACAUUGAACACUUCAGUUACGUAGGCUACACUAAACCUUUAAUAUCUUAAAGGUGUUAGUUUUAAAAAGUAGACCGUCAGAGCGCACUGUUUCAGUUUGCAAACAGGAAGGUAAAGAGUUAAUUCUUAUACGAAAGGGAAAGCCCCAGUUUCGCGGAUUUGGUUAUGUGAAUGAGAGAGAGAGAGACAGAGUUUACGGACUAUUUGAUUCGUUGCUAUAAAAGAAGGAACAUAAUAGCCUAUUGAUUUUCUUCAAUUGCCUACUACCUGCAGUUAUAUUGCAGGUGUGUUACCGUCAGUUAGGUUAUUCAAAAGUCUUAUUUAUCAUUCUGAACAUUUACUACAAGUCAGUUGUGUGAUUUAAUUAAUUUAAGAAACUUAAAUUAGUAUCAGUUUACACUAAUUUUCUCAAAAGGAACAUUUAUGGAUUUGGAGAAUAGCCUCGAGCCAUUCUUGUAUUGGCAUGGCAAAUUACAUUAUUAAACUCCCAAUGCAAAACAACAUUUGCAUAUUUUCGUGGAGAAGGAGACUGUGCCUAGGCUAUAGAAAACAUACAUUGAAUUGACAUUUGAAUCACUGCUAUGUUUUGAGACGACAAACACCCGAGGCUGAUUCCAGGAUACUUGAUUCGUGUUCAUGCCGAGGACCAUGACCAUGAACGGUCACCAGACUCAACCCACAGCGCCGCUGGAUCUGAGCACCACAACGAGGGAGCGUGGGAGCGGCGCCGAUAGGACUCCCACCAGCAAAGGUCGCUCCGUCAGUGUAAGAAUGCAGUAUCCCGCUGCCCCCCUCACCGAGGGUGACUGUCCAAACGGAAAUCCCAGCCACACAGUGGAGCCGCUGGAGCAUCGUUGUGGAGUAUCGUUGAUAAAACCUCCUGUGAAAACGGGAAACCCGGCUUUUCUGGAGAAAAAACACUCCCCAGCUGCAACUUCUCACACGCCAUUCACUCCGAACCCUGGUGAGAGCAGCACAACAGACACACGAACACAGAACAUAUCUUCCUCGUGGCUUCCUUUUAGGAAACGUCCAUUUCCUUCUGAAUGGGAGACGCCGGAACAGUCACGUACCCCACCCGGGAGAGAGGAGCGCUUAUCCCCCUACAAAAACAAAGACUUGUGCUGCAGACCGAGUCCUCCAAAUAUUUUAUUAAAGAGCUACGACGAUGAGAGCAUUGGUACCCUGGCAUCGGUCUCACACAGACAAUUGUCCGCCGCCAGCGGUUUUGACAAUGAACACCAAAGCAUCGAUCCGGUUCGUUCAAUGCAAGCACCCCGUCCUUACUAUCCCUAUCCAGGGUACCCAUUCUACUCCUGGCCCAGCAGGUCACCGCUGGUUGUGAACGUGCCUGUCUCUCACCUCCAGUCCUCUCUUUACCCGGGACACACCGAACACCUGCUGGCAGAUGUUGCCCUGGCGACGCGCCAAGACAACGAUGGCGACACGGCUCUUCACAUAGCAGUGGUGCAGGGGCAGGACGCUCAGAUCCAAAGAAUGAUCCUUCUCCUGGGACUGGUUCACACAGACCUGGACAUCUACAACAACCUGAGACAGACUCCUCUUCAUCUGGCUGUGAUUACCCAUCAGGCCCACCUGGUGGGGGCGUUGCUGCGUGCGGGUGCUGACCCGCAGGCUCUGGACCGUAACGGUCAGACAACGGUCCACCUCUGCUGUGAACACGGCCAGCAGGCCUGCCUCUCUGUGGUCCUUUCCCAUCCCUCCAUCUUGACUUGCCUGGAGGUCAGGAACUAUGAGGGCCUAUCCCCUCUCCACCUAGCUGUACAGGGUGGACACAAGGAGCUGGUCAGAAUGCUGCUGGAUGCUGGGGCGGACAUCAACGCUAUGCAGGACAUCAAGAGUGGCCACAGUCCUCUCAUACACGCAGUAGAGAACCACAAUAUGGACAUGGUGCACUUCCUCAUAGAGAAUGACUGUAAUGUGAAUGGCCAGUCGUACAGUGGGAACACGGCCCUGCACUGUGCCUGUGGGCGAGGCCAGGUAGACACAGCCAGGCUGCUACUGAAGAACAGAGCCGACAGCAGUGUGAAGAACUACCACAAUGACACCCCCGCGAUGGUGGCCAAUAACAAGAAGGUAACAGAUGUACUACGAGGGAAGGGCUCCAGAAACCAGCAGCCCAAAGCUCAGUGUGUACCAGCCUCACCACACAGGAYCACACCCCAGUCACAGAACAGAGGUUCUCCAUCUCCCAGCCUAGGCCUUUCACCAUUGGCCACUCCUACAGCUUCGCCUCUUCACUGCAGCUCGUCCCAUUCCCCCAGGGCACCUCCCACUCCCUCUCCUCACAGCCAAUCAGCAGAGAGCCUGUCAGGCCGUCAGUCUCCAAUGAAGAUCCGGGAGAGCGAGCAGCUGCCGGUGAGGCUCGACUCUAACAGGAUGACUGCAGUGGACAUCAGCCUGGCCCAGAGAAGGUCCCACAGCUACCCUCCAGCAAUGCACCACCAGUCCCCCAUCACUGAUGCUCCUAUAGGACAUUUACUAGCCUACUACUCCCCUGGAGUCCAGAGACAUCUUUAUCCAGAGCCUCCCUUUAUCCUCCUCCACACCAACAUCCCUUACCCAGCCACUGUCUCUACUGCCUCCCAAAUGACCCCUGGCCAAUCCCGGCCCUCCAGCCAAUGCAGUGACCAAUCAGAUGUCUCCAUCAUGAGUGUCAGCAGCAGCAUGGGCAAAGGUAACAGUUGACAAAGAGGUGCGCUUUCAGUGUCCCUGCUGAGUUAGGUUCCACCACUGUUUGAGUUAUUGGUUGGUGACUAGAAGGACUUGAGCUUGAAACAAGAAGAUAGUUUGUUUACUACUGUUGGACUAUAGAGCCUAUGCCAGUAUGAUUAUGUACCUCUAGAUCUCAGCUGGAUGUAUUUGUCAUGUGACUGCAUUAGUCUCCUUACAAAUCCACAUGCAAUGAAACCUACACUGGAAGAAUGAACGUUAUUGCAGUUUCCUGAAUAGACUUAAUUCAGAACUGUUAUCACCGUGUGUGAUGGGCUGUUUGGAAACUGGAGUUCUUGAAUGCUGUCACCUUAAUUGAAAUUCAUGAUGCUUUUUCUUUUCUGGUUUACUUUGAAUAAUAUGUAUAAUUGAUAAAUAUUUUUCUACAUUAA
This is a messenger RNA of Salvelinus sp. IW2-2015, 3840 nucleotides long. RefSeq names its product BCL3 transcription coactivator (gene bcl3). NCBI's taxonomy places the organism in Eukaryota, Metazoa, Chordata, Actinopteri, Salmoniformes, Salmonidae. The record is from RefSeq and is a predicted model, not a curated record. Gene Ontology annotation, biological process: cellular response to tumor necrosis factor. Gene Ontology annotation, cellular component: cytosol. Gene Ontology annotation, molecular function: NF-kappaB binding.